AUGGCUCGUAGUCGUCGAGCCUUAAAGUCGCUUAUUGAAGGUCCAGAAUUCAGCUUUCGUAACAUUGUGAGGUCCUACACUGCUCGCUUUUUCUGCGAACAUCCCUCGCCAAGGCUUUCAGCAAAGCCCGCAAUACCUCCGUUCGGAGUUUUGCUCGAUAUCGAUGGAGUUCUUGUUAGAGGCCGGAAACCUAUUCCGGGAGCAAGGGAAGCACUAGAAAUGCUCCGACAGUCAGAAGUCCCAACGGUGUUUUUGACGAACGGUGGUUGUGAAUCGGAGAAGGAAGCUGCUGAACGACUUUCUGACAAGAUCGGCUUUGAGGUUAGGUAAUUCCUGUUGUUCUAAUUUUUUAACUUGGUAGCGGUUCCACAACAAAUUAAGGAUUUAUGCCUCAAUCCUAAACUUCCAAAUUGUCUCUAACCUCUCCCCACCCUCCCCCAUGUUACCACAAUUCUUUGUUUGCAACCACGUGACAGACCGAAUACAAAAAGAGUUUAGUUGUUCUUGUCAAUCAAAGAGUGAGAUGAAACUAUUAAAAAAGUUGCUUGUCCUUUAGGCAAGCUGUUGCUGAAGUUUACUAGCCUGGAGCAGUUGUGCAGGCCUACCAACCUCCACUUUCCCACUUAUUCUAUCUCAGAAAAUGUUUCUUGCCUGUGAAUAUUAAGAGAUGCUAGCUUGACAAAAUACCUGUUAGAAUCCCUCUUGAUGUGCUCUUUUGUGUGUCUUAAUUGUCUUUUAAUGCCCUGACCUCUAUAUUCAUAAAAGUUUGAAACCUUCAAUGCCAUCUAGCCAGAAAAUUUUUCAUCUCACCCGGGAUUCUGGGACCUUUCUUCAAAUAAAGGAAAUGCUCUUGCAGGCUACUAUAUCAAUGUUUUAAAAUAAGUUACCCUUGGUUACGGUCUAUUACAGUCGAACUUCCCAUCAGCAACCACCCAAACUGCAAAGACUGACUGGUAGCUUACAGGAGGUGGUCGUUUACUAGAAUCGAACCGCAGGGGUUUGUCCAGGCACAUCUACUUUAUGGAAGAUAAUUUAUUGCUUGCAAUGUCUAAGUUAGGAUAUGUGUAAUUCCAUGUUGUCUCUAAAGUUCUUUGUCUAUUCUAAGUAACACAGUACACGCAGCGAAAAUGGAGAUCAGAGAAUGCAUCAAUUAUUGCUUGCUUACAAGAGGUUAAAAACAAUGAAAAAUCAUUAACCAUCAGGCCCAAAAAGUGGUCACGAUCACUUAUAGGAGGUGGUCAUUUACUAGAGGUUUGACCAACUGUAAGGCUUUGACUGGGAAAGUUUUGGUGUUUGAGAUAGGGGGACACUUACGGUAAGUGGUCACACAUGGAGGUUUGACUGUAUAUAUAGCGAGGUACAUGUUAGGUGGAUGAUAGACAAUACAAACAUGUAGGAGUAAGUUAUACUAAUGGUACUCCCAUCUGUGUGUAUAAUGUAUUAUAUAACUAUACUAUGUUAAGGAUCAAAAUUAAAUUCAGGCUGAAAUUAUUUUGUUAAACCUAGGUUAAUUCUCAAUUUCCUCUGUCUCCUAGCCCUAAUUAUUCAUGAAUAGGAAUCAACCUAGGACAAAGAAUUUUAAUCUGGGUUUAAUUUUGACCUGAAACAUAUACAGUCUCUAAAUCAUUUUGUUCGUUGCUUUUUCUUUUGGUUUGGAAGAAGCCAAUAGCCUUCUAUACUGAGAACUGUUGAUAACCUCCCUAAAUGGUUUAUUUUGUAGGUCAGAGAGGAGCAGAUGGUUCUGUCACAUACUCCUCUAAAGAUGUUUGAUUGGUUACACAACAAGCAUGUGUUGGUGUCUGGACAGCUAAACAUUAAAGAGAUUGUUAAAGGGUAUCCUUGUAUAUUCUACUCAUUAUAUAUCCAAAAGAUAAUUUAUUAAACUAAAGGCUGUUACUGGGAACUUAAUCAAAAAAGUGAAAAACAUCUUUAGGUGGAUGCAAGUUCAAGAAAGCCUUUAACUAAAUUUAUUUUUAAAAAGCAAGUUAAUUUUAAGUUGCUUAUAAUAUUAUACCAGAAAAACAUCAAUAGGCCUCUCCCUCUAAUGAUGUGUUCUAGUGAUUAGAAGCAUUAUGAAAAAUUUGUUACAUUUAUUUUGCUAUGCCACUGAACAAUUUCCUGACAAUGUUUUAACAUUCUUGUUAACAAAAUAAUUUAUUUUCAUGGAUUUUUGUGGAAGUGAAAGUGAAAGUGAAAGUUUCUUCUCGUACCUGCUGAGCAAUUAAGAGCCUGAGAACUCUGUAUAAAAAAAUAUUUUAUUAAAAGACCUUUUAACCAUUUUAUUUCUUUUUCUGCUAAAAUAAUGGAGCAUGUUUAGGCUGAUGGUCCAAAGUUUCUAUAGUGGACUCUCUCUUAACGGCCACCUCUAAAAGAUAGACACUUUGGUAAAACAGACACCUAGAGUUGGUCCCUCCUUUUCUUUGCUGCCUUUAUUUGACUUUCUAAAAGACAGACAUCAUUCUUAGACAGAUAAUUGGUGCCAUUCCAAAAGGUGUCUGUCUUAGAGAGAGUUACAUGUAUAUGUUCUGUUGUGGUGCAAUUUUAUCCUUGGUUUAAAUUUUAUUUUCCUUUGUUUCAACUCAUUAUUGUACAUUACCAUGCCCCAAAACAAAGGAAAAUAAAAUUUAAAUUAAGGAUAAAAUUGAACCACAACAUAUACAUAUAACAGUCAUGUUUUACCCCCAGUCAUAGUCUUUCUAUAGCCAGCAGUUUGAACUAAUGAUCUCCAGGUUGUUGAAACUUAAAACAUAGAUAACUAGCUGCUUCUGCACAAUGUUUACAUGCCGAAAGAUUGUUUUCCCUUGAUUAUGAACAACAGAUAUGGAUUUAGGAGUGUUUCAGAUAUAGAAGAUAUCAGAAGAGCUUAUCCUUUGCUAGAUAUGGUUGACAGAGAGAGGAGAUUUAAACCUGUGAGAGUAUAAUCUUUUGUAUUUUGUGACCUUUGGGGAUUUUAAUAAUAUUUAAAUAUUACCAUCCUCCAGUCUAGCUGCAUGCAUGGAGAAUUUUUUCUUGAUACAUAACUGAACCUUUGAUUACUGGACUUGUAUGUGAUGUGAUUACCUGGAAAACAUACAUCACAAUAGCAGUCUUAGACAAUAUUCGCAAAAAAUAAAACAGACAAAGACAAAACAAAAAUCGUAAACUUGAACUGACCAUUAUACAUUUUAUAAGGUGCUGCCUUUCAGGGUAGCAUGUUUCAAUGGGCAAGUUAAGUAACAUCAUAGGGUAGUUGGAAGGCCAGCACCACUUCUCCAGGCUAGUAAACUUCAGCAACAGCUUGCCCAAAAAUUAAUGGCAAGUAAUUUUUUAAAUUUUCAUCUCACCCCAGUGAGGCAUACUCUUUUUUCUUCUUGAAUUUUGUUUGCUGACUAUUUGAAAGAGUUUUUUUCUUUUUGUUACCAGAUUACCCAAUUUGUAAGACAAAUGUCAAAACAAACGAUUUAACAAAUUUGAUUCAAAUUACUGUGCAGUGGGAAAUUAUUUUCUUUCAUAAUGUUUUCGUUUGCUUUCUGAUUUAUUCAGCUAGGUACCCCACCUGAGGAAUUGCCACCCAUUGAAGGUACGAAGAGUUGGAAUAAUGGCCCUUCACCAUGUUGGGUAGAAAAAUACCUUUACAGUCUAGUCUAAAUACAAUGAAGUGAAUGUUUCUCUCUCUCAAGAAAAACUGCUGUUUGAAUAUUAUUAAUGUCAGUUCAAAUAUCAGAUUUGCCAAAUUUACGCAUAUUGAAACCAUGGUGAAAUCACGCAACUGACAUGUGAAAAAUAUACUGUGGAAGCUCUUUUUAGCAGGCACCCUCAGGACGUUAAAGAGUGUUUGUUACUGGAGCUGGCUACUUACAGGAAGUGGCCAACUACAACUAAACACUGGAAAUGUAAAAAAAAACCUGUUUGUUAGUGUUUGGCUAUAACUUUUGUUCUGACAAGGUUGUAGUUCAGUCACAAGCAUGAAAGCAGUGUUUUGAAGUGUAACCAGAUGUGUAUGUAUAAUUAUGUAACAGCCUUAUACGUAAACACAGCUGUGUCUUAUAAAUCAAACAUAACAAAAAAUUAUUAUUGCUGGCCUUAUAUUUCAAUUCUAUAUUUAUUUGAAAAGAGCAUAAGCUGUGAUUCAGAUUUCCUCAGAAUUUUAGUGUCUGACAUGGUUGCCAUGCCAGGAAAAGAGGUUCCGUGAUACAUGUAUUUCUAGUUUAUUAAAAUACAAAAUUCAGAGGCAUAUGAGAUUUCAUUUCAGUUGUCCACUGUAGGGAACUUAAAAAGAAAGCUAUAAUCUUUCUCAUAAACCCUGAAGUGUCCUCAGCCACCUACGAAAAUUGACCCCUUGUGAAAAUGGGAAAAAGACGAGUUUGUAGGGGAGUUGAAACAGGGUUUUGUGAAGGCAGCCAUAAGUAUAGCUGUCUUCCUACAAUUGUCAGUUAAGAGAGCUUCCACUGUAUCUUGGUACUGGUCGGCUGUUAAGACAAAUUCAACAUGGUUGAUCACUUCAUCACAUGUUUCAGCAAAUUGGAAAUCAUUUUUUUGGCUAUUUAAGUGAAUGCAUUUGGCCACGGAGCCUACAAAAUUUAAGGGAGAAUACUGCCAUUUCCAUAAUGUGUGACAAAACUGCUAAACAAGUUGCAUUUCAAUAUUAAUACCACAGGAUCUUUCCUGUUUACUUUCUUGUAGCCAUACUCUUGCUUGGAGAACCAGUGCGAUGGGAGACACAUCUUCAGUUGAUCAUUGACAUCCUUGUCACUAAUGGAAACCUGCUGUCAAUUUCCCAGUCUCCAUGCAAAAAACGUAUUCCAGUUAUAGCAGCUAAUACUGAUCUUAUCUAUAUGUCAGAAGUUCCUUUACCAAGGUAUGAUGAUGCCCCCCCCCCCCUCCAAAUUAAAGAUGGGGAAACGGCAUGUUUUGACCUUCUGAUUUUAAGGGAAAGGGGCAUUUGCUCUUCCAUUUUAUUCUGUCCAAAAAUGUAUUGCCAAUAUUUUCCCUAAUCUAUAAAACAUCAUAUAUUGCACAAAAUUAUUGGGGUUUCAGACAACAUUGCCACUUUUUCUGGCCCCGUGGGUGUGCCCCUACUGUUACAGAGGUUUAGACUAAAUUAUUGAUACAGAACAUCACUUUAUUAUUAUAGUUGUGGUAAACUAGCCUGCAUUCAUAUGCAUUAUAUUGUCUUAUAGAUUUGGACAUGGUGCCUUUCUCUUAAACCUGGAGGUUCUUUACAAGGUACUAGACAUAUAAAAUAUUAUUUUCAAACUUAAUAGUGUCCCACACUUGUUUAAUAAGUGAAACAGUUGAGCCACUAGUAAUGGAUUAUACCUUGCUUUCAGUACAGUGAAAAUAAAUUCAAACAGAUUGAAGAAAAAACUAAUGCCAUGCAUCUCUACUUAUUUUUAUAGGUUAAUACCCCAUUUUAUUAUUAGACAAAAGACAUAUAUAGAAAAGUAUAGCAGCAACUCACCUUUUUUACAGCUUGUGUACAAUAUGACAUGAAAUAUUUAUGCUUCAUUCUUCUGCAUCAUACUGUUUGGUUUAUAAAACAUUAUUUAGGGGGUUUUGUCUUUGUAAUAGAGUAAUACUUGAUAUUGCUUUUGUUUUUGUUAUUGUUUUUUAAUCAGAAAUUGACUGGACAAGAAUUGGUUUACGCAGAAUUUUUGGGUAAACCUUUCAUUUCAAGUUACAAGUAUGCAGAACAUUGCCUCUAUCAAAGCAGUGGAAGUAGCCGUGGGCAAAUAAAAUCACUUUAUGCUGUUGGGUAAGUAAAGAAUAAGCUCAGGCAUAAAAGGCUCUACAACUUUUAGGUCAGUCAUUGAAAUGAAGUGUAACAUAGAGGACUGCUUUGAGAAAAUCUCUGACCCCCAAGAUUGUGUUUUUGAUAUUUUAGGUAGGUAGAGACUGAGGUAGAUACAUGUAGGUUUGGCAUGGUGGUAAUAUUAUAUAAGAAGAACUCAAAUUAAGAUUUAUGGUACAAAUGCUUGAUAGCUGAUCACUCACAACUCCAUCUGUUUAGUGUUUCUUAGGGCUUCAGUAUAUUGGCUUUCAGUAUUUGUGGGACUUUUUUUAAAUCACAAUGCCUAACUCCUCCCCCACCCCAAAAACACUGUUUGACACAUGUAUCCCAAAGUUUUCCCAAGUUCAAACUCAUGUGGUUUCAACAUUAUUAAAGUGGGAAGCGGAGAAAGAACUGCAACGUAUUUUCCAAAAGGGAGCAAUAUUUUAUGGGGAACACCUAAAAAUUACAGAUUAUUACAAAUAUUGCAUCACUGACCCAAAGACUUUUGUCCAAUUUUGUGUAUCUACCACUGGUUUUGCAAUGAAAUGACGUGUGAGAAAGAAACACAGAAAUUCUAUACUGAUGCCAAGUGACUACCCAGAUCUGGGUAGUGCUUCUGAUUGACUGAAGCAAAUUUCCCACACUGUACGACCAAUCAGAAGCAUAACCCAGAUGGAUAGUGAAGCAUCAUCAGUAUGAAAUUUUUGCACUCAUUUCUUAGAUGUCUUCUCGCAGGAGAACCAGUGGUGACAUUGCAAAAUGUCAGCUGUUUUCUCAAGCUGGAUUGAAGUCACAAUCCAGUCACUGUUCACCUGACCAAACAACCCUUAGCAGUUUUAAUAGGCCAUUUGCAUGAUGACAUCAUUUUACUACUACAACCAGAAUCCUUCAGUGUUAUGCUUUCUUGCGCAAAUUAGGUCUUUUGUUAUUUAAACCUCGCUGGGAUUACAAAAAUUAAAUACGAAAGGAAAAACGAAAAGGAUUGUGGUCGUAGUAGAAAAACGACGCCAUCAUGCAAAUGGCCUAUUAUUUUAUUGAUCUCUAACAUCUGCUUCUCGUUCUGUUAGUCAGUAAACUGCGUUGCCUAAGUCUCUUUUGAUACGAUGAACACUUACUAUAGAAAAUUUUGUCCACAUUUUGCAGUGAUAACUUGGACACAGAUAUUUAUGGAGCCAAUAUGUGUAAUGAGUAUCUAAAGGCAUUUCACGAAUCCAGUGGUUCAGGUACUGAAAAUCAACUUAGAGACCUCACUAGCCACCAGGAAAAACAUAGUGCAGUUGAAUGGUCGCCAGAGGUAAAGAGCAUUGAGUCUAUUUUAGUUCAAACUGGAGUAUCUUUACCAAGUGAUAAUAAUCUCACAACCAAUGAAGGAGCUCGAUAUCUUCAUCGAGAUUUAGAUUUUCAACCUCGAUUCAGAAGAGCUAAACAUGUUGUAGAAAACAUUGCAGAUGCAGUUGAACUGAUCUUGAAACAAGAACAAGAAUGUUCUUAA
Molecule: messenger RNA, 7244 nt
Organism: Porites evermanni
Lineage: Eukaryota; Metazoa; Cnidaria; Anthozoa; Scleractinia; Poritidae
Source: the annotation of a GenBank genome assembly